Trichomonas vaginalis G3 is the source of this 303-nucleotide messenger RNA. RefSeq lists its product as uncharacterized. The transcript has a single exon. The record is from RefSeq and is a predicted model, not a curated record. The coding region runs from base 1 to 303 and encodes 100 amino acids. Lineage: Eukaryota; Parabasalia; Trichomonadida; Trichomonadidae.
AUGGGACUUUGCUGUUCUCAGUCAGAGAUCCAACGACCAGAUCAGAUAUAUGCAUCAUUAGUUCUUCCAAAACCACCGCCAAUAGAAGUUAAUGAUAUAAAACCAGAAAGUGAUGAUAUUCCACUUUUCGCACCAGUAUCUUCGGAUGAUGAUGACAUAGAAAUUUCUGACACUGGUCUUAAUGAUGUUUCUGAUGAUGAGGAUGAAGAUGAAAAUGAAGAAAAGGAAGAAGAGGAAGAAGAAGAAAAACCUGAAAAGGAAAAGAUGAAAGAAACACCAAAGCGCAGAAAGAAAUCAGCGUAA